Messenger RNA from Fusarium oxysporum Fo47, 1385 nucleotides. RefSeq lists its product as uncharacterized. The transcript is spliced from 5 exons. NCBI's taxonomy places the organism in Eukaryota, Fungi, Ascomycota, Sordariomycetes, Hypocreales, Nectriaceae. The record is from RefSeq and is a predicted model, not a curated record. The coding region runs from base 182 to 1357 and encodes 391 amino acids.
GGGCCGAGUGUCACUGUGGCGUUGUAUAUAAAACCCCAGGGACCACUAUUCCCAGGAUCUCCGCUGUUCGCUGCCCGAAAUCCGGAUCGGCGUCUGGCUCUCCCACCAUUGCUUGCCGCGCAUGUCUUGACGUCUCGUUUCUUUUUUGUUUCCCUUGUCUUCUGGUUCUCUGAGCGUUACAAUGGAAGAUGAACGAGGAACCAGAUUGCUGGUGUCAAUAUGGACUCUGUGCCUGCUGAGUCUCAUCUUGUUGUUUCUGCGUGUUUACUGCAAAUUAUGGAGAGGCAAAGGUUUAUGGCAUGAUGAUUGGUGCCUUAUCGCGGCUUGGGUGGCGCUCGCCAUUUCUGUCUCCCUCAACACAUAUCUCGUAUCUCUCGGCUUCGGACGACACGCAGCUACGAUUAGUGACGAGAACCUCAUAAUAAUAAACAAGACGACCAUUGUGGGAGCUGCUUUUGGUAUAAUGGCUACGACAAUCAGCAAGACAUCUUUCGCCAUCACGUUAUACCGAAUUGCCACCAACGCAUGGAUGAAGUACUUCCUCAUCUUUAUUAUCGUCACUAUCAACGUCUCGAUGAAUUUGGUCUGGAUUUUUGGUUUCGCCAAAUGCACGCCUCUCGAGAGGGUCUGGAAUCACAACGUGCCUGGAACUUGCUGGGACAAGUCAAAGCUUCUCACGUUCCAACUAUUCGCUGCUUAUUACUCCGCGAUUCUCGACUUUGUUCUUGCUUUACUACCUUGGGUCAUCCUGAUGCGCAUGACCAUGCGUCGACGAGAGCGACUCGGCGUUGCUGUCGCUAUGAGUUUAGGUGCUAUCGCUGGAAUUACUGGUAUAGUCAAGGCUGUACUGGUCGUCAGCAUGAAGAGUGAGGACAUCACCUAUGACCGCGUCGACCUCACGAUCUGGACCUUGACAGAGCCUGCCGCUUCCAUCAUGGCCAUCUGCAUUCCAGUUCUCCGCAUGCUGUAUCGAGAGCUCAAGUCAAGUUCACGAAGCUAUAACCGUAACAGGACCAAUACAACGCCCCGCGACGUCGACACAAGAAACACAGCCGGGGCAUCAAAUGCUCGGCAGUCAAAGCGAUAUAACCCCAACUCACGCUAUGGUCGAAAUUCGGUCGUCAUCAUGUCAGGAUGGCAAGAAUCGCAAGAGCAUCUCCAGGACGAUUCAGACGGAAGCCAAAGCCAGACUAAGAUGUCUAUGAGUUCCGGGGGCGUGAUGAAGACUGAAGAAGUUAGAGUGCACCACGAGCGUUUGAGUACAUUUAGCGAUGAAAAUUCGAUAGAGCUUAGGGGGUUGCCGCCAGCGCAAGGGAAACCCGGGCAUCAAAAUGCUGAAAGAGCGCCCUCGUUUUAGAUUAGUUUAAUCACACUAUUUUUAAUGA